Molecule: messenger RNA, 1116 nt
Organism: Lichtheimia ornata
Lineage: Eukaryota; Fungi; Mucoromycota; Mucoromycetes; Mucorales; Lichtheimiaceae
Exons: 6
Coding region: 1-1116 (371 amino acids)
Cellular component (GO): membrane
Molecular function (GO): signaling receptor activity
Source: RefSeq, a predicted model, not a curated record
AUGCAUCAUCACCUGCGACGACAUUCUCAAUCAGUAGCACUGUCAACGUCGCUUGCAAACGCUCUUACUACUCCACACACUCGCACACGAUCACAUUCUACAUCCACAUGCACAGCUAACAGCAUUGCCACGCAACUCUUUGCCUCGGUCAACUCGAAGAUCAAGGAGAUUGAGGAUGCUGACUCGACUGGUUUCUUGCGAUACAUGGAUGAUCAGGUGCAUGAGACCUGGGACAGUGCCAAGGCAGCUGUUGUAGGUGCACAGCGUUUACUGCAAUUUCAUGAGCUUCCCAAAGAGUGGCAGGAAAACGAAUAUGUCUUGUCAGGAUACCGCUUCUGCAAAGGCACUCGUGGUUGCUUGAUGUCUAUCUUUAAGAUCCACAACGAGACAAUGAACAUUUGGAGCCAUCUACUCGGCUUUGUAUUUUUUGCUAUUCUCACAUGUCUCACCUUUGUUUCAUUCAAUCGCCAUUUUCCUGAAGCCACGCUCCAUGAUCGCAUUGUGUUCAUGACCUUUUGCUUGGCAGCCCUUAAAUGUUUAUUUUGUUCAUCCGUCUAUCAUACAUUUAUCUGUCAUUCGCGCCAUACUAUCAAGUCUUUCACCGCCACCUUGGAUUACAUUGGCAUCGCUAUCCUCAUUACGGCAUCUGUACUCGUCACUGAAUACUAUGGCUUUUACUGUCACCCGGUACCAAAGAUGCGCUACAUGAUCUUCACCACGGUGGUUGGUAGUGCUGGUGUCAUUAUGCCCUUCUUCAAGCUGUGGGAUACCAAGGAAUAUCGCAUGUUGCGUAUCACUGUGUUCUUGUCAAUGGCGUUUUCCAGCGUUGUACCUGUGCUCCACCUCAUUACCAAAAAUGGAUUCUUUUCAACAAUGUCCUUUUUCCAAGAAGCUGCCAUUAGUGUUGCCAUGUAUCUCUUGGGUGUUGUUGUCUACAUCAACCGGUUUCCGGAAAAGUUCUAUCCUGGCCGAUUCGAUUUUGCAGGCAUGACAAGCCAUGCCAUCUGGCACAUUUUCGUGUGUCUUGGUAUCUAUUUUCACUACUUAGCAUCAAUGCACUUUUUCGAUCAACGGUAUUCUUACGGGUGCAGUGGAUGCAUGAUUGCACAAGCAUAA